UGAAGCAUAAACCUAUUCACACAGGUGAGAAGCCACAUUAAUGUGGGAAACCUUUCAUCUCCCAGUCAUAUCUCACUGUGCACCAGAGAACUCACAAAGGUGAAAAAUCAUAUGAAUCUACUACAUGUGGAUGGCUUUCAUUAUCAAAUCAAUUCUUAAUAAGCAUCAGAGAGCUCCCAGAUGUGAAAAGACACAUGAAUGUGCUGCAUGUGGUAAAGCUUUCAUCUCCAAGUCAUAUCUCACUAUUCAUCAUAGAACUCACACAGGUGAAAAGCCAUAUGAAUGUACUGCAUGUGGGAAAGGUUUCAUCUCCAAGUCACAGCUUACUAUCCAUCAGAGAACUCACACAGGUGAAAAGCCAUAUGAAUGCACUGCAUGUGGGAAAGCUUACAUUACCAAGUCAGAUCUUAAUAAGCAUCACAGAAAACACGUAGGUGCAAAGCCAUAUGAGUGUACUCUAUGUGGUAAAACUUUUACCUUAAAGACACAGCUCACUGUGCAUCAGAAAAUUCACACAGGUGAAAAGCCAUAUCAAUGUACUCUAUGUGGUAAAGCUUUCAUCUGCAAGUCACAUCUCACUAUCCAUCAGAGAACUCAAACAGGUGAAAAACCAUAUGAAUGUACUGCAUGUGAAAAAGCUUUCAUUUCCAAAUCAGAUCUUAAUAAGCAUCAGAAAACUCACAGUGGUGCAAAGCCUUAUGAAUGUACUCUGUGUAGUAAAGCUUUCAACUUUAAGUCACAUCUCACUGAGCAUCAGAAAACUCACACAGGUGAAAAGCCAUAUGAAUGUACUGCAUGUGGCAAAGCUUUCAUAACCAAGUCAUAUCUUAACAAACAUCACAGAAACCACACAGGUGAAAAGCCAUAUAAAUGUGCUGAAUGUGGUAAAGGUUUCAUUUACAAAAUACAUCUCACUAUCCAUCAGAGAACUCAUACAGGUGAGAAGCCAUAUGAAUGUAUUGAAUGUGGCAAAGGCUUCAUCUGCAAGUCAUUUCUCACUAUACAUCAGAGAACUCAUUCAGGUGAGAAGCCAUAUGAAUGUAUUGAAUGUGGCAAAAGCUUCAUCUGCAAGUCAUUUCUCACUAUACAUCAGAGAACUCACACAGGUGAAAAGCCAUAUGAAUAAGUGUGGGAAAGCGUUUAAUGUUAAGUCAAAUCUUAAUCAACAUAAGAGAAGACACAAGUGAAAAGUUACAUGAACAUGUUGAGUGUAGGAAAGCUUUCAGGUUUGAAUUCACAACUCACUAUGCUUCAGAGAACUCACAUAGGAAACAAUCCAUGGAAUAUAAUGAAUGUAGAAAUACAGUCAAUUCCCUGUCACAGGUCACUGUGCAUCAGAGAACUAAUAAC
Jaculus jaculus (lesser Egyptian jerboa) is the source of this 1350-nucleotide messenger RNA. Its product is annotated as zinc finger protein 33B-like. Bases 125 to 1126 code for a protein of 333 amino acids. Lineage: Eukaryota; Metazoa; Chordata; Mammalia; Rodentia; Dipodidae. The transcript has a single exon. The record is from RefSeq and is a predicted model, not a curated record. Gene Ontology annotation, cellular component: nucleus.